This is a messenger RNA of Daktulosphaira vitifoliae (grape phylloxera), 884 nucleotides long. RefSeq lists its product as uncharacterized. NCBI's taxonomy places the organism in Eukaryota, Metazoa, Arthropoda, Insecta, Hemiptera, Phylloxeridae. The record is from RefSeq and is a predicted model, not a curated record. The coding region runs from base 522 to 884 and encodes 120 amino acids. The transcript has 3 exons.
GCAGUUGGUUGUAAUUAUUUCUAUAAACCCAUUCAUCGUUUGCAAUACUACAUAUUGUUUUAUAAUGUUUGGGUUUGCGAUUAAAUAAUAUAUCAUUUGUAAAUUUUAAUCUGCAGAUACGUAUGUUUAAAAUCAUUUCUUGUUUCUGGGUAACAAAAUAAUAUAAGAUACUGCAUCAUGUGUACAGUACGCAUAUAAAAAAUGUGUUCCACGUGGUGAAAUAUAAAACCAUAAUGAUAUGGAAUCUUGAAAAAUGUUUUUCUUUUACUUUGUGUGAAAUGUAAGUUACACAAUUUACAUUUAAAAUAAAAUGUAAUCAGCAAAUUUCAAAAAUGAGAAUACUUCUAAGAAAUUCAUAAUUAUCUCUUGUAACCCCUCCUGUUAAUGUUUUUAAAAUCGUCAACAAAUUUUCAUCCAAUCACAGAGUAAUUAAAAAUGAUAAAUCAUCAUUUUGAAAUUCUACUGUAAGAUUGUAUGACAAUCUGUGGCCACAGUCGUUCAGUUAAAUCAAUACAAGCAUCAUGUCAUCGCAAAGUAUUGAUACCGAAGAAUUUUUUUAUAAAUUACACAAUAUGAAGACUGAACCUCUAUCACCUGUACUUGAUGAGGAAGAAUUUUACGAUAUUUUAAACAAUAUUAAAAUAGAUCAGUUUUCUCAAGAAAUGUCUUCGCAAGAAUUAUUUUCUGAAAUUUGGUCCAUGGAUGAGUAUCAAAUUAAUGUUAUAAAUGAAGAUCCAAUAACAUGCUCUAUGAUUGAUGCAGGGCAACAGCAAUCUUGGUUAUAUGAUACGAAUCAAACGAAUAAGAAAGAAGGAGAAUGUAUUCAUUCAGGUUUAAAUCCAUGGACCGACGUCGAUAUGGAAGAAAACUUAAUCGAUCUGUGA